UGUCAGCGCCCAUGAAACACAUGUAUUGCUAGGCAGAGUGGCAAAACGCGGGAAUGUUUAAAAAUGUUCGGGCGAAAGCGUAGAAAUUUGGAGAUCUAGAUCUACAUGAGCAUCAUACAUCAAACAAAUAUUUGCAAUGUCUGAAAUUAAGAGUAGAAAAAACAUUCCAGUUCUCAUUGUUGAGGAUCAUCAUGAGGUUGUUCCCCACAUUCAUCGAAAUAUUGGAUCGAAACACCUCCCAUUCAGUGACCUAACCUUGGUCCAUUUUGAUUCUCAUCCUGAUAUGCUCAUCCCUGUCGACAUGCAGGCUGACACAGUCUUCGACAAGACAGCACUAUAUGAUGCUUUGAGUAUAGAGAACUGGAUCCUACCACUAGUGCAUGCCGGCCACAUCAAGGACAUCUACUGGUUGAAACCACCCUGGUGUACUCAGAUACAAGACAAACAUGUCACAUUUUAUGUCGGCAAAUGUUGUAACACUGGAACCAUCAGAACCACAUGCACAGAGAGCUACUUUGUGAGCGAGACGCUUUAUGUUCCUGAAGCUGAACUAGUGGAGAAGAAACUAGUAUCACUAACUGUCAUCACCGUUGUCCCUGAAAAGUGGUCAAAUGUUGCCACGGUAACAGAAACUUCACAAGUUAGAGUGAACAUUGUAUCAGGAGAAACCGAGUCUGGUAUCCUGGAUAAGAGUCAAUCUCAAGAUGUGAAGACGAAGACCGAGGAUGAAUGCAGUAAUUCGCCAACAUCACCCAAACGGAGAAAGACUGACGAGCUUUUAAAUGAUUACACUGAUAAAAAUAAAUGCUCGGAACUAAACAAAUCUUUAUAUUCUUGCCUAAAGGAACUUGCAGAAAGACUAGACAGUAAACAUUUUAUUCUGGAUAUUGAUUUAGACUUCUACUCCACCAAGAAUCCAUUCCAGGGAAUGUACACAUCACAACAGAUGGCCUUGCUGAAGAGACUGUACAGGUAUUCGGGCCCCGAGGAGGACUCCAGACAGGCUAUACAGAGAUGUGUAUCUCAGAGACAGAUUCAGCUCUCGGAACUGAAGUCGGCCAUCAUGACACUUUCCAAAGAUGCUUCUGCAGAUGUAGAUAUGGAAGCGUCAAGACUGGAGAUGGUGCGCGAACUAGUGUCAAGUUUCCAGAAUUGUGAGCCUGACUUUGAUAUAUUACACGAUGCUGGGUGUACGAUGGACGACACCGAGUUGCCACAUCAUGUCAGCUCGGAGAAGGAGAUAUGUGUCCUGGUACAGGAGACAAAACAGAUACUGGAGGCUUUGCCCAGACCAGCUCUCAUCACCAUGUCCAGGUCGAGUGACGAUGACUACUGCCCACCUGAUCAGGUAGACUACAUUGAGGAGGCCGUGUCACUAGCUCUAGAGGAGGUGUAUGUGUACACUCAGGUCCAACAGCACUACCUGGACACUGAGGACGGACCAGUCGUAGGAACGUCAUGUUGAGCUCAAGAGCAGAUGUAUUCACAGCUCUGCAACCACAUCCACAAACACUGGACACUGAGUACGGAACAGUCGUAGGAACGUCAUGCAGAUGAACACGUCUGCAACCACAUUCACGAACACUGGACACUGCAGAUGGACCUUGUCACUGAUGUCGCAUCACAUUGGCUUUCAAGUCAAGUCUAAAUAGCCCAAAUGUUCAGACUCAUUCAGACCACUACUGAUAAUCUUGAGCGAUAGUUUGUAAACUGACACUUUGUCAGGGUGUGUGGAAUCCUGCUUUGAUAUUAGGGAAACAGAUGUGGAUUAUUUUUCAUCAUCCUGCAUGAGAGUAACAACUCAAUCUCAUUAAAAUCAGAUCUUAAUUAGUGCUCACUACAGAAAGAUCUGAGGACAUCCCAUUACAGGUCACGUAAGAAAGACCUUUCAUCCUACAAAUCCGAAUGGCACUCACUGUUGUUGUUUUGAUUUUAUUUUCAAAAUAAAAUAAAUACAUUUACACUGAAUAUAAAAAAGUAUAUAUUCCUUUGUCAAGGUGAGUUUGUCCCUUUUUGAUAAGAAAAAGGGGAUAAUUUGUCUAAAAACAGGUCUGAAAUUCAGUUAUUAAAUUCCAACAGACUUGUUCCAGCAAGAAUAAAACCAGUGAGUGUUCAGACCAAUGAGUGAGUGAGUGA
Haliotis rufescens (red abalone) is the source of this 2136-nucleotide messenger RNA. RefSeq names its product UPF0489 protein C5orf22 homolog. Bases 137 to 1465 code for a protein of 442 amino acids. The record is from RefSeq and is a predicted model, not a curated record. Lineage: Eukaryota; Metazoa; Mollusca; Gastropoda; Lepetellida; Haliotidae. The transcript is spliced from 7 exons.